Molecule: messenger RNA, 2032 nt
Organism: Pelmatolapia mariae (spotted tilapia)
Lineage: Eukaryota; Metazoa; Chordata; Actinopteri; Cichliformes; Cichlidae
Gene: acp6
Product: acid phosphatase 6, lysophosphatidic
Exons: 11
Coding region: 472-1746 (424 amino acids)
Biological process (GO): lysobisphosphatidic acid metabolic process; dephosphorylation
Cellular component (GO): mitochondrion
Molecular function (GO): lysophosphatidic acid phosphatase activity
Source: RefSeq, a predicted model, not a curated record
CCGUGGCUGUGUGGUAGCAGUGAUCUUCCCUGGUGAUAGAUCGAGGCUGACAGCAGGGACUUUACCCUCUGCAGCACCUCGCUAGUUUAGAGUUCACCUCGGUUAGCUCUGUUUUCGUAACGUGUUUCACUGAGUUCCUGUUGCCUAACCUGUGCCCUGUGCUGUUGAAAUGCUAAUAAUCUGAGUUUUAUGGCAGAACUAGAUAGUGUUACAAAAAAUAAAUAUUUAAUGAGGAAAACGUCACAUCCUGGGGAGCUCAUUGCACCAGUGUUGCACCAUCAGGAACCGUCAACUUUUUUUCUCUCUCUUUUUUUAACGUUAGGUAUGCAGUUGAUUCUCUACACUCACGCUUCUGUCUGUAGUAACAACUUCCGCUUUACUCAAUGUGUUACAGUUGGCCACACCAUCAUCAUCUCUGACAUCCCUGACCGUGACAGGAGGUCUAACUGUACCAGGUAACACAGCACAGCCAUGAGGGGACUUUGGGGCGGAGCGGCUGCGUUAGGCUCGGUGUCCGUGGCGUUUGGUUCGAUGCUGUGGUCACAGCAGAAGACUAAACCGGAAAAGGCUGCUACGGGUUCCAACCGUGCUGACACGAACGCUGAUUCCCCAUACGAGCUAAAGCUGGUCCAGAUCUUGUUCCGGCACGGUGCCCGAACACCCCUAAAGUCAAUACCUGAUGUUAUGGAGGCCCAGUGGGUGCCAACGCUUUUGGAGCCCCCGCCGCACACCAGCAUCGACUAUGUAGUGACAGAUCUUCAGGGUGGCCCCAGGCCCCCGGCUCCUAUAGAAGACAGCUAUCGGAAAAACAUACUUAGUGGUGGCACAUUCCCUGGUCAGCUGACCACACUGGGCAUGCAGCAACUGUAUGAGUUGGGCAAAAGACUAAGGGGGAGAUACAUUGAAGAAAGCAAUUUCCUUACCUCCACAUUUAACCCAGCUGAGGUCUACGUGCGCUCCACUAAUAUUGUGAGGACCAUUGAGUCUGCCAAGUGCCUGGUUGCAGGGCUCUUCCAGCAAAAACAAAAAGCAAUUGUGCCUAUUUUAACAUCGGAGGCCGAAUCUGAAAUCCUGUAUCCUAACUAUCACGGAUGCAAGAUGCUUAAAAUCCUUUGCGGCCACCGCUGGGCAGAGUCGACCACUCUGCCAGACAUCGCGGCAGACCUGCAGAGCAUCCAGAGCGAGCUGGGGAUCGCUGCUCACCAGAAAGUUGACUUCAUCCUCAUUAGGGAUGACAUGGUUGCCAGAGAGACACACGGCCUGCCCUGCCCUCAAGUGCUCGACACCUGGAGGGAUAAAGUGGAACAAAGAGCCGUGGAUAUGAUGUGCCAUAUCUUCGAGCCCAGCAAGAGAGAGAGCUUGCAGCUGUCUGUGGGACCUCUCCUGCACAUGUUGGUGGACAACAUCGAGGAGAAACUACAGGGCACCUCAUCACAGCCAAGCAGGAAGGUGUUUUUGUACUCCGCACAUGACACCACUCUGAUUCCUUGUCUCUUGGCUUUGGGGAUUUUUGACAUGAGAUGGCCACCGUAUGCCGCUGAUCUCACUGUGGAGCUGCACCAGAACCGGAAAACUAAUGAGGCCUUUGUUAAAGUGUCAUAUGUAGGCGAGGAUCAACUCAUACGGGGUUGUAGUGCAGUCUACUGCCCCCUGGAGGAGUUCAAACAGGUCCUCUACACGUACUCGCUGAGCCCUGAAGACUACCACUCGCACUGCAACAGAACCGUAGGCCCGACCGAACCCUGAACCUUGAGCAAGCCUUCGCAUCGGCACACCGCUGACAGCCAGCACGCAUCAUGCCUUUUUAACGUCCGCAAUCCUCUCUCCAUCCAGCCAGCAUCAGUCAUUAUCAUCUCACUGUCAGAGCAUGCUGGAGUACAGCCACUUUUGUAGAGCUUUCGGGUUACACCGCUUGCUUUCAGGAGUCAACAUCAUCUUGUUACCAUGGCAAUCACAUUAAAGGUGCUAUAAAUGACAUUUUGAAGCACUGAAUGGUGCACUAGAGCACUGGCAUCUAAGACCAAAACAAUCA